Molecule: messenger RNA, 1524 nt
Organism: Cokeromyces recurvatus
Lineage: Eukaryota; Fungi; Mucoromycota; Mucoromycetes; Mucorales; Mucoraceae
Exons: 5
Coding region: 244-1344 (366 amino acids)
Source: RefSeq, a predicted model, not a curated record
AAAAAAAAAAAAUAGUAGUAGUAGUAGUAGUAAUUACCUUAAAUUUAGUUUAAUUUAAAGCUAUUACUACUUACUGCUUUUAUUGUUGUUAUUAUUUUCUUCUUAUAUAUACAUGUUAUUAUUAUAGGAUAUGAAACAAGUAGUAUCCUCUACUAUUAUAGAUAAGCAUUUAUUAUCAAGUGGUGUUAUAUACCCUUAUUAUUUAUACAAGAAGGUUGCAUUGAUCUUCAGACAUUUCUUAAUAUGAAAGAAGAACAAGAUUUUGUAUAUCAAUUUAAAUCAAAAGUAAACAAGGAAGAAGAUAUCAGGUUAUUAACUCAAUGCACAAAGGCCCUUAAUGCUUAUUUCUCAUUGGUGGAUAGUAGUAGUAGUAGUAGUAGUAGUAGUAGUAGCAGUAGUAGUAGUAGCAGCAGUAGUAGUAGUAGCAGUCAUGAUUAUCAUUCCUGUUUAUCCUUUUCUGAUAAUGAUGAUGACUCGUUAGUAUCAGAGGAAUCUCGUCAACAAUUCGAUAUGAUAAAGACGCUUCAAGUCUUAAAUGAUACAAUAGCAUCAUCAUCUGUCAUAACAACAACACGUCGUCAAAGAUUACAAUCAACAACGACGCAUCGUCCUGUUUCAUUACCUAUUCAAUUACCUUCUUAUCGUCACUCUCAACCACCUGAAUAUGAAGAUGAUUUGAUGGUAACAAGACAAUAUGAUUUGAAUCCAACUCGAUCCAUGGUCAUUUUACCUCGAGAAGAAGAAGGUAAAGAAGAAUUACCUCAUUAUUCCUGUACGGUGUACAAAAUGGGAUAUGUUUAUAUCAAAAAGACUUUAGAUACAUCUCAUACUAAACCAAGACGGCGAACAUGGAAAAGGUUAUAUAUUGAACUCUGUGGAACUAUGUUACGAAUAUAUCGUGCAUCACCUACUACUAGUAGUAGUAGUAGUCAACAAAAUACAUCCUCAUCGACCAUUUCAUCUCUCCUUCGUCGAGCCUUAUCACCUAUAGAUGAGUAUUAUCACAAUUAUUAUUAUACUCCUAUCAUGACCUUGAAUUUAGGUGGUGCAGAAGCAACUCGAGCCUUGGAUUAUGUACGAAAACCUAAUGUCCUUCGUUUAACACUCUAUCAAGGACCUCAAUUAUUGAUACGCACUUUUUCUCAUAUAGAUAUGAUUUCCUGGAUAGAACAUCUUCAAGCAGCUAUCAAUAUCUCACUUGAUUUAGAAACAAGACCUAUGCCAAAAUUUGUAACUAUACCUACACGAAGUAUGAUGACAGAAGGAAUAGUAAAUCCUCGAAUCAUUGAACAAGAGAGAUUACGUGAACAGAGAAGAAGGGGACAAUUAGAAAGCUUGAUUUAAAGCAAAAGAUGCAUAUACAUAUUCAGUGUAUUAACUCUAAUUUGUUGUGGUCUAUGAUACUACUUUAUCAAAGUAGCAUACAAGGAUGCUUAUAUAAUUGAUUUUAUAGAAGGAAAAAAAAAUUUUUUUUAUUUAUUUAUGUCUCUGUUAAGUGUAUGUUUCUUGGUUAUUAAUGAUAAU